AUGUUCAACGUAUUCUUCGGAAGGAAGGCUUCAAGAAAGCAGGAACCAGAGACUUCGAGAAAGCAGGAACCAGAGACUUCGAGAAAGCGGGAAUCAGAGACUUCGAGAAAGCAGGAACCAGAGACUUCGAGGAACGAGCAGCAAGUCAAAUUAAUCAUUCAAAGUAAUCAAAGUAAGCUGGAGCGGAGCCAGAAACUCAACGAAACCUGGACAGAGUUGGUAGAUGAUAUAACUCAAAUCUACAAGCAGGAACAAAAUCUUUUGCCAUCCAGUUACAUUGCGCUCUAUACAAAAGUAUACAACUACUGCGUCACCGCUAAAGAAACGUCGGCAAAGCCAGUGAUAUAUGACGACAGGAUGGCACAAUGGCCAGAGCAUCUGCUGCAUAACCGAUUGAAGGAGUUCCUUGAGCAGCAUCUGCUCUCCUCGCUGGAGAGUGGAAUCGGUCUUGUGGACGUGGAAGUACUCCGGUUUUACACGAAACGCUGGGAAGAAUAUCAGUUCUCUAGUGAAGUCCUAGACGGCGCUUGUGGCUAUCUGAAUCGACACUGGGUAAUGCGAGAAAGGCAAGAAGGGUACAAGGACGUGUAUGAAGUCUACGAAAUGGCGUUAGUAACGUGGCGUGAAAACCUUCUCAAAAACCUAAACAAACCAAUUACGAGUGCAGUGCUUAAGCUGAUCGAGCGUGAACGUAACGGUGAAACGAUUAAUUCAAGGUUGAUAUCUGGCGUUGUGAAUUGUUACGUAAAACUUGGUUUAAACAAAGACGGUGCGGAUCCGGAAGGGCAAAAUCUGUCGGUGUAUAAAGAAGGCUUCGAAAAUGUGUUUCUUGAGGACACUGAAAUGUUCUACGCCCGAGAAAGCGCCGAAUUCCUGCGGCAGAAUCCGGUAACCGAGUACCUGAAGCGUGUGGAACAACGUCUAAGCGAAGAACAAAAACGUGUGCGGGUGUAUUUGCAUGAAAGCACUCAGAAAAGUCUGAAGGAAACGUGUGAGCGUGCUUUGAUUCAGAAUCACCUAGAGCAGUUCAAUGCCGAAUUUCAAAAUCUGCUCGAUUCCAACGACAGGAACUCCGAACUACAGCGAAUGUAUUCACUGAUGGUACGUGUCCCCGGAGGCUUGGUUGAACUGAAAACUAUUCUUGAAGCACACAUUCACAACCAAGGAUUGGCGGCCAUCGCCAAGUGCGCCGAAACUGCCUUGACUGACCCGAGAAUUUACGUCCAGUCGAUUUUGGACGUUCACAAAAAAUAUAACGAUCUAGUCCUUACUGCAUUCGAUAACGAUAGUGGUUUUAUGACCGCUUUAGAUAAAUCCUGCGGAAAUUUUAUAAAUAGAAAUGCAGUUACGGCUGCAAGCAAAAGCAGUGGUAAAAGUCCUGAACUGCUUGCAAAGUAUUGA
Molecule: messenger RNA, 1401 nt
Organism: Sabethes cyaneus
Lineage: Eukaryota; Metazoa; Arthropoda; Insecta; Diptera; Culicidae
Product: cullin-1-like
Exons: 1
Coding region: 1-1401 (466 amino acids)
Biological process (GO): SCF-dependent proteasomal ubiquitin-dependent protein catabolic process; protein ubiquitination
Cellular component (GO): SCF ubiquitin ligase complex
Molecular function (GO): ubiquitin protein ligase binding
Source: RefSeq, a predicted model, not a curated record